AUGCCCGAGACCGCGUCGACCGCCAACGUGCUGCCCAAGUCGGAUCCUGAUGCCAUAAAAACCGAACAAGACGCGCUCGAGGGGUAUGAAAAUGGGGGAGACGCGUUGCAAGGAACAAUGGAUGGUCAUGUUGAAACAAAUGGAGAUGCGCCCGCCACCGAGAAUCAUCAUGAGCCCAACCAUAUUCAUGACGACGAACGACCGGCAAAGAGACGACGCACACGAGACUCGACGCCCCCUCAAAAUACACCCAAAAAGAUGAAGCCAGUGUCGCCACCAUGGAAGAAGAUAUCUGCCGACGGCCCAACAUCUUAUACCGAGAAUGGCCGUCGCAAAUCUGGCCGCAUCAACACCCUCCUACCAGAACCUAGCCCACUAAGCAAAAGUCGAACGUCGAAAAGAUCUACCGGCGCGAAUUCGAAUACCAAGACUGAAAUUCACUUGACUAAUGGCAACUCAAGAAAAAUGCCAAACGGCUCUCACAAAGCGAGCCCCGCCACUAAAGCUCCCUCGAAGCAGGCACCCGCAUCGACUCCAAAAUCUGCAUCAAAAAAGCCUACAGAAACCCGAACCUCUUCCCGCUCUACCCGUCGACGAAGUCCUACUCCUCCACCCCCUCCCAAAAACUCGACCAGGUCCCGUCGAUCGGCACGAUUUAGCGAUGCGGUCAUUAAAGACGAAGCAGUGCAAGAUUCGCGGACAGCAACCUCAAAUUCUACCAAUCGAUCACCUCGGAUAAAACUACGAGUCGGACGAUCCGGUCAUAUUCCUCUUGUGCACCCUGGCCAGGUUCGAAAAAGACCAAAGAUUGGUACAAGCUUUGAGGACUUUUGGACUCGGGCUGGUGACAUUCCUGUUGAGGAGGGCGGACUCCAAGCAUCUGAAGAUGGUCCUCAGUAUACUGAUGAAUUAGCCGAGCGAGAUGCUCGUGUGAUUCUUCGAGUUGAAAAGGAAGUUGAAGAUGGCGGAAUGCUCUCCCAAGGUCGAUGCUCCAUCUUCCUCCCGGAACCGGCAGAAGAGCCGCCCAGACAAUGGGCUCGUCAAGAUCAUAUGGUCAAGGCCAUGACAAACUUUCGAAAGCUCAUGUUAGCAGAGCAACAACGUCAUCGAAUUGCAGCAAAGAAAGUAGCUGAAGCUUGUCGUGACGAGUGGCUACGGCGUCAACCAAAGUCAGAGGAAGAGAUUGAGGCUGAACAGAGGGCAGUCUGGAUAUCCCGAUACCGGAUUGUUGCUAAGACAUUGUUCGGUACAUGGGAGAAUGUCCGCACUGAAGUCAAUCGUCGAAGAUUGGCCGAGUGGGAGCAAGAGGAGCAAAGGAGGGUCAAGGCAGCAUUGAACGAGGCUGUGAACCUCUCGGAACAAAAGUUGCAGGCUCGUCAGGCAGGGCUAGACUCUGAGCAGCUUUCAGAAGAAGACGGAUUUGAUGAUCUCAGCGACGACAUGAGCAUGGCCGACGACGACGAAUUGGGUCUUGCAUCGGGCGAGGAUGAAGAUGACGAGGACGGCGAUGCUGACAGCGAUAUAAUGUCAUCAGAUGAAGAGGAAGGCGAUGAGGAAGACCAGAAAGACAUUGGCGACGAAAACUUGACACAAGAACAGCUACGAGCGAAGUACGCCCAUAUACCAGAGCUAGAGAAGCCGUCAACCGAAACUCCAGUCACCGAACCCACCCCCAAAGAUACUGACGCUGUCGACACGGCUCAAGCAACUGCGACCGAGAAUGCUGAGACGAGCGAUGAAUCAGUAGAUAUGGACGACGAUAUGGGGUCCACCGAUAUGGACAGUGAUGAGGAGGAUGAAGAAGAAGAGUCAGAAGAGGAGUCCGACGAAGAUGCCGGUGGCCUCCUGGGACUUCUUUUCGGAAAGUCUGAAUUGAAGAAGAUGAACAGUGAGGCUGUUGCAGAAACUCCAGCCGACUCAAAGGAAGAUUCCGAGAUGCCCGACGUGGAAGCAGUAUCGGAUGGUGAAGGUGCCGAGGAGAACGAAAUGUCUUUGAUCCAGAUGCCCGACCCAGAGCCUCACGAAUCUGGGGCGUUAGAGAAAUCGACUAAAGAGGCAGUCGAGGAAAAGGAACAGAUACCAGCAGCCAUGCAGGAUGUUGCAGCGGGACAGGAUGGUCUAUCAAACACGGACAACAAUGUCCAGGAGCCUGCUUCUCAAGAUAACGACGUUGCCAUGACUGGCAAUGACCCAGAGGAACCAUCUGCAUUGACUUUCGAGAAACCUCAUAGCCCAGCAACUGAACCAGCGACCAACCCUCCUAGUCGUGUGCAUAGCACAUCACCACCCGCCACAUCAGAAACCAAGCCUUCCGAGCUUGACACUGCAUCUACUGAGGAGAUGGCUGUUGAUAAGCAUGACACAAGUCGAUCCCCUUCACCCCAACCGUCCAACCACAAAAUCGAGGUGCCGUUUCUUCUCAGAGGAACCUUGCGAGAGUAUCAACGCGAUGGUCUUGAUUGGUUGGCAGGCCUCUAUGCGAAUAGCACCAACGGUAUCCUUGCUGAUGAAAUGGGUCUGGGCAAGACAAUCCAGACCAUUGCCCUUCUUGCUCAUUUGGCAUGCACCCAUGAAGUCUGGGGACCGCAUCUUGUGAUCGUCCCCACGAGUGUCAUGCUGAAUUGGGAAAUGGAGUUCAAGAAAUGGUGCCCCGGGUUCAAGAUCUUGGCAUACUACGGUUCCCAAGAGGAACGAAAGCGAAAGCGACAAGGCUGGAACAAUGACGACAUAUGGAAUGUCUGCAUUACUUCGUAUCAGCUUGUUCUCCAAGAUCAGCAAGUCUUCAAGCGUCGUCGCUGGCAUUACAUGAUUCUGGAUGAAGCCCACAACAUCAAGAAUUUUAAAUCACAAAGGUGGCAGACUCUUUUGGGUUUCAACACACAAGCCAGGCUUCUGCUUACUGGUACACCCCUCCAGAAUAACCUCACAGAACUCUGGUCACUCCUCUUCUUUCUCAUGCCGGCUGAGAAUGGUGUUGGAGGAUUCGCCGAUUUGCAAGAAUUCCACGAUUGGUUCGCCAAGCCAGAAUCGCAAAUUUUGGAGAGUGGAAGAGAACAGAUGGACGACGAGGCGAGAGCCAUCAUCUCAAAACUCCACAAGGUCCUACGACCUUACCUGCUGCGACGUCUAAAAGCAGAUGUCGAGAAACAGAUGCCUGCCAAGUAUGAACAUGUCGAAUUUUGUCGUCUGUCGAAGCGACAACGCGAGCUCUACGAUGGAUUCCUUUCUCGGACAGACACCAAGGAGACACUUAAUUCUGGCAAUUACCUAUCCAUCAUCAAUUGCCUGAUGCAACUCCGAAAGGUCUGCAACCACCCUGAUCUUUUUGUUGACCGACCGAUCAUGACUUCGUUCCGUAUGCAAAAGUCUGUCGUCUCGGAUUUUGAAGUGACAGAACAGAGGGUACAGAGGCUACUUCACGACCCCAGUCCAAUGAAGGAUGUCAGCUUGGGCUUUCUCAAUCUGAUGCCUACGCAAUGCGAAAGCCUUUCCACUACUCAAGCUGAACGCAUCUCUCAAUUGAGCUCACAUAGGAAAUUGAUGGAAUUGAGAGAAGCUCAGAAGAUUAGGGCCCAGAGCGCACACGCCAAUUUGGAUCCUUCUACGGUCGCAUCCAACAUUGGAUACUUGGAAAGCGGUGCCAGAUGGGGGCGAUACGAAGAGCUGCAACAUUGCGUCUACCUCAAUGCUUUACGCCGUCAGAAGAAGCCAAUUUACGGCAAGAACUUGAUUGAGUUAUUGACUAUUGGUACUGACAAGAGACCUUAUAAGCCGCGACCCAAGAUCCCUCGUCAAGUCUUGGCGUGGUUUGAGGAGGAGUCAACGCUCGUCCAGUCCAUGAUACCCACGGUAAACCAACGCGCCGACAGCUUUAAAACCAUUAUUGAGAAGUUCUCAUGCGUCACCCCAGCGGUUGUAACCAGAGACAUGGAGCAAUUCGUUCUCGGUCGCAAGGGCAUUGAAGCUUUCUCAGACGAAGACCUCAAACUGUCGGCGCCUGUCCGCUGGGCACCAUUCUUACCCAAGGAGGCACCCCCAGAUCCUUGGCAUGAGGGUCGCAUGCGACUCAGCAUUCAAUUCCCCGACAAGCGACUGUUGCAAUACGACUGUGGAAAGCUCCAGAUCUUGGACAAGCUGCUGCGAAAGCUUCAAGCUGGCGGUCACCGCGCUCUUAUUUUUACACAAAUGACCAAGGUUCUAGACAUCUUGGAGCAGUUCUUGAACAUCCAUGGCCACAAGUACCUCCGUUUGGACGGUGCCACCAAAGUAGAGCAGCGUCAGAUUCUUACCGACCGAUUCAACAACGACCCGCGAAUUCUUUGCUUCAUCCUGUCGACGCGAUCGGGUGGUCUUGGUAUCAAUCUUACAGGUGCCGAUACCGUCAUCUUUUACGACCAAGACUGGAACCCUGCGAUGGACAAGCAAUGUCAGGAUCGAUGCCAUCGUAUUGGACAAACGCGUGAUGUGCACAUCUACCGUUUGGUCAGUGAACACACAAUCGAGGCCAACAUUCUUCGCAAAGCGUCGCAAAAGCAAAUGCUCGACGACGUGGUCAUUCAAGAAGGAGAGUUUACCACCGAUUACUUUAAUAAGCUCUCCGUCAGAGAUGUCCUCAGCGAGAAGCUGGACUCAAAGAGUGAAGGGUUGGAUGCCGCAGACGCUGCCUUGGAUAGAGUGCUGGGCGGGCCCGACACAAAUAAUGACCAGCGAAGAGUCGGGCGGGCGCUUGAGCAGGCUGAAGACAGAGAGGAUGUGGCAGCUGCACGUGUUGCAGAGAAAGAGAUUCAGGCUGACGACGCCGAUUUUACCGAGAAGCCCAGCAACAAUGCUUCAGGUACCUCGACAGCGCGACAAGGCACACCAGCUGGCAAGUCAGUAUUGGAUGGCGGGCUCGACGACAUUGACGCUCCCCACGUGGAGGAAGUAUUGGAGUACAACGCAUGGGGCGACAAGAUGCACACCAUUGACGACUACAUGCUUGGCAUCAUGGCAGAGCAACUCAAGGAUACCAAGCUCGAGUUGCCCAAGGACAAGAAGAAGGGAAAGAAGAAGGGCAAAGACACACGCAAACGAUAA
This is a messenger RNA of Fusarium graminearum PH-1, 5076 nucleotides long. Its product is annotated as helicase SWR1. Gene Ontology annotation, cellular component: Swr1 complex. Gene Ontology annotation, molecular function: ATP hydrolysis activity; ATP binding; ATP-dependent chromatin remodeler activity. The record is from RefSeq and is a predicted model, not a curated record. Bases 1 to 5076 code for a protein of 1691 amino acids. The transcript has a single exon. Lineage: Eukaryota; Fungi; Ascomycota; Sordariomycetes; Hypocreales; Nectriaceae.